Molecule: messenger RNA, 2230 nt
Organism: Brachypodium distachyon (stiff brome)
Lineage: Eukaryota; Viridiplantae; Streptophyta; Magnoliopsida; Poales; Poaceae
Product: probable plastidic glucose transporter 2
Exons: 15
Coding region: 317-1768 (483 amino acids)
Biological process (GO): monosaccharide transmembrane transport
Cellular component (GO): membrane
Molecular function (GO): hexose transmembrane transporter activity
Source: RefSeq, a predicted model, not a curated record
UUAAUGAAGCCUGCUUCCUCGCCGACGCCUGUCUUCUCCGAAAAGAGAAGCAAAGGCACCUCGCCACCUCCAUCCUUCCUCCGCCAUCGCCACCGCUUCUCCUCCUUGGUUCUCCGUGCUACGCCACCAAACCCACCCAAAAUUAGUCAAAUCGAUCUCGUAAACCGAAUUGCUCCUCCAGAUCCCAGCAGGCCGCCGAUCUGAUGCACGCGCACGCGGCAUCCAGAUCCCUCUCUCUCCUCGCUCUCCAUUUCCGGAUUCCAAAUCCCUCGGCGCUGCUCUGAUUUUGCUCUGGUUGGGCCGGAACUCAGCGGCGAUGCGGUGGAAUCUUAACACCUCUGCGUACAAGCGCGUGUCGUCCAGGGACGCUGCCAUGGAUCCCGAUGUCGAGAUGCCAGUGAAGUUGGCGGAUGGCGGCGGCGCUGGCCCGUCGUGGCGCAUGUCGCUGCCGCACGUGUGCGUCGCCACGCUCACCUCCUUCCUCUUUGGUUACCACACCGGGGUGGUGAACGAGCCGCUGGAGAGCAUCUCCGCGGACCUUGGCUUCGCUGGGAACACGCUUGCUGAAGGGCUCGUGGUGAGCAUAUGCUUGGGGGGAGCAUUCGUUGGCUGCCUGUUUAGUGGUUCCGUUGCUGAUGGGAUCGGGCGCCGGCGCGCCUUUCAGCUUAGUGCACUGCCCAUGAUAGUUGGUGCUGCCAUAAGUGCUCUCACCAAUAGUCUGGAGGGUAUGCUCUUUGGAAGACUCUUGGUUGGAAUAGGAAUGGGGUUGGGUCCACCGGUGGCUGCACUCUAUAUAACAGAGGUUUCUCCCCCCUCUGUGAGGGGUACAUAUGGAAGCUUUGUUCAGAUUGCGACCUGUCUUGGAAUCUUAUUUUCUCUGCUAGUUGGCACACCUGUCAAGGACAUCGAUAGAUGGUGGAGAGUGUGUUUCUGGGUUUCAGCUGUCCCAGCAGCUUUACAAGCUAUUGGUAUGGAGUUCUGUGCUGAGAGCCCCCAGUGGCUAUAUAAGUGCGGAAGAACAAGUGAAGCAGAAAUGCAAUUCGAGAAGCUUCUAGGUCCUCUUCACGUAAAAUCUGCUAUGGCAGAACUAUCUCGAUCUGAAAGAGGAGAUGAUGGAGAAAAUGUGAAGUACUCAGAGUUGUUUUAUGGGCGCCAUUUUAACGUUGUUUUUAUUGGCACAACGCUCUUUGCUUUACAACAGUUAUCGGGCAUAAAUUCUGUGUUCUAUUUCUCAUCAACUGUGUUUAGAAGCGUGGGGGUUCCCUCUAGCUUUGCCAAUAUAUGCAUGGGGAUUGCAAAUUUAGCAGGUUCAAUUGUAGCAAUGCUUCUAAUGGACAAACUAGGCAGAAAAGUGCUUCUUUCAGGAAGCUUCCUUGGCAUGGCCUUCUCAAUGGGACUUCAGGCUAUUGGAGCAAAUCGUCACCACCUUGGUUCUGCAAGCGUGUAUCUUUCGGUUGGUGGCAUACUGUUGUUUGUCCUGUCAUUUUCACUGGGAGCAGGGCCAGUUCCAGGACUUCUUUUGCCUGAGAUUUUCCCAAACAAAAUUCGGGCCAAAGCUAUGGCUCUAUGCAUGUCUGUGCAUUGGGUCUUUAACUUCUUUGUUAGUUUGUUGUUCUUGCGACUUCUGGAGCAACUUGGUCCGCAAGUUCUGUACACAAUAUUUUCAUCAGUUUGCGUGGUAGCAGCGGUAUUUGUUCGGCGCCAUGUGAUUGAAACAAAGGGAAAAACUUUGCAAGAGAUAGAAGUAUCACUCUUACAACCACAAUAAAGGCGGUGCUACUGUCAUUGCAGGUCUUAUCUGGGCGAUAUCUUUUUUGGCAUCACUGGAAUUUGACAAUAUAUUGUUGCUGAAUACCAGGUCUAUUCCCUGAUCAAGUAAUCUGGCCAUCUGUUAUGGACAGAAUUCCCUACCCUGGUCUCAGGGAAGUUGCCAGCCAUGCACCUGUGACCAUUAGAGCGGCAUACUAGUUUACGCAUACAAGAUCGAUACGAAGUUCUUGUCUGUAUAGGCAUAUAGUUUGUGCUAUGUGAAUCUGUGCUGUUUUCUUGUUUAACUGUUCAAUAGUAAGAGAAACUGGAAUCUAGUUACCGAUGAGCACUGUUGAAACGAAUGUACCCUUGGGAAUAAAAACACUGGGACGCCUCGUCAGAUCUUAUGUAUUCUAGUUUCUACCUGGUUUUGCUUUGCCCAGUUGUAUGAAAAUUCAGAGCUACUUACCUUUUUGUUCAA